UUGAUGAAGGGUCUCUGACCUGAAAAGUUGCCAUUGGUUUCUUUCCACAGAUGCUGCUUGACCUGCUGAGCCUUUCCACCGUCUUGUGUUUUCGUUGCAUGUUCUAUAACCUAUGCCGAAUGUAUCCCAGAGACUCACUCGAUUGAAACGGUUUUAUGAAUCAUUUCCGAGGGAAUGAUGUAGUCUUUACACUAAACCGGCCACAGAUUCAGCUUUAUGAUUACGGAGCAAAUGUAUGUGUGUUUGUAAGGCGGGAAGUUCCCUCUGACAGAAGCAACAGCGAUGUUGGUUCUGCAGCUGUAGAUAGAUGAACAGCAGGCUUGUACAGUGGUUGGGCUCUGGAAGCGAUGCGCUCGUAGGAUUGGGAGUUAUUGCGGAACUGACUGCACGGGUCUGAUCGUUUCAGUGCGGUGGGAACCGAUGACGGGAGAUGGGCAGCGCCGUUGCCAGGAUCAUUAUAGAUUGCAAUCGGAAGUAGUUGACUUUUAAUAAGUCGGGGAGCGGUGGGUUGGCGAGGCGACGCCUGUGUGUGUCUCAGCGUGGCCAUUUCCACUGUGCGCGCUUCCAGAGAUCAGCCGGGGUUGGAGCCGCCAGACGAGCAGCAGCACACACGACCAGCCUCCAGUUGUCCAGAUUUCCUUUGUGUGCAGGGCAGGCGGUGCUUUGGAAAUUCCCUUCUCAGUCUCAAACCUCCCUGCUUCUAUGUUCUUCUAAAGCCACAGUCAACUCGCUUUCAUGAGUAGAUGGACCUUUUGAAGCCAAGGGUAGAGAUAACAAGCCCAGUUACAUUCAGUCAGAAAGCCCUCCGCUCUGCCUUGCUUUAAAUGAAAGGAAGUGAUGGGUAACAGUGCGCAGAAAACACAUGCAGAUGCAACGCACCAUGCCCGCUCAGGAUCUGCUCGGCAGUAUUACACACUUCCACCUAGCAGCCAUGAACGGAGAACACAUCCAAACAUUACCGAACCUCCAAGGUUUCACUCACAGGCCAAAGGCAAAAAUGUUCGUUUGGACUCGCACUUCAAAAAAGCCUCCCGGAAAAACAGCUUCUGCAAUGGUGUAACCUUCAGCCACCGUCCAGUCCACCUAUACGAGAAAGUGAGAUUACGAUUAUCAGUGGUCCUUCAUGGAUGGAGUGGUGCUUUACGGUUUGGUUUUACAAGUCACGAUCCCUCUCUGAUGAGCUCUGCAGACAUCCCAAAAUAUGCAUGUCCUGACUUGGUAACCAGGCCUGGUUACUGGGCCAAAGCAUUACCCGAAAGAUUUGCUCUGAAAGACAACGUGCUUGCCUUCUGGGUGGACAGACAUGGACGAGUAUUUUAUACUGUGAACGAUGAAGACCCUGUUCUCUUCCAAUGUGGCAUUAAUGUUUCAGGACCACUCUGGGCGCUGAUUGACAUUUAUGGAAUUACACAAGAAGUUCAAAUGCUUGAGAGUAUGUUUGCAGAAACCAUCACUUCAGCACGACUCAAUACAGCCCGGCUAAACAGUUGCCUUCCUCAGACUAGUCAUGACAAUGCUAACUUCAAUAAUAAUGAACUGGAGAACAGUGUUGUGGUGGCAAAAAUAACAAACCUAAAUCUAAGUGAAGUUCCAAGCCUUGCACCAGACAAUCACAAUUUACCAUGUUGUACCAACAGACGGCUUCGUUCACGAGGUUUGCCAUCUUUUCUUGACACCGACCUUCACUUUCACUACAUACGAGGGCCUGAUGUCACCCUUUCUCAGGAUAGGAUGGGAGUGUGCACAAACUGGCAGGAGAGCACUAGGACCCUGGUGUUCUCUGAUCGUCCUUUGCAUACUGGUGAAACCUUGUAUGUAGAGGUGGGACAGUUAGGAUUACCUUAUUAUGGCGCCCUUCUCUUUGGUGUGACAUCAUGUGACCCCAGCACUCUGCGAACAAAUGAGCUCCCAGCGGAUCCAGACUUCCUACUUGAUCGUAAGGAAUAUUGGGUAGUUUGCAGAGGUUUCUCAGUGCCCAACAGUGGUGAUAUUUUCAGUUUCACCAUUCUGCCAAAUGGGGAGCUCCAUCAUCGUGUAAAUGGAAUAAACAUAGGGAUGCUGGUCUAUGUGGACACCACACAGUCACUGUGGGUGUUUUUCAGCUUACACGGAGUUGUCAACCAGCUGAGGAUAUUGGGUACAUCCCAGUCCACCCCUGUAGAUGUAUCCCCUUCAGGUUCUCCAAGUGGUUCCCACUAUGACAGUGACUCUGACAUGGCAUUUAGUGUUAAUCGAUCUUCAUCUGCAUCUGAAUCAUCUCUGGUUACUGCGCCCAGCUCUCCAUUGAGCCCUCAGCUGUCACCGUCUUUCUCCCCGCCUGAUCCACCUGACAGCAAAAAUGGCGAGUGUGCUGUUUGCUUUGACAGCGAAGUUGAUACAGUGAUUUACACCUGUGGACAUAUGUGUCUCUGCUACGACUGUGGUCUUAAACUGAAGAAGCAGAUCAAUGCCUGCUGCCCCAUCUGCAGGAGAGUAAUUAAGGAUGUCAUUAAGAUAUACCGUCCAUGAGAAAUCUGGCUCCUAUAAGGACCGUUUCAUAUUCCGCACUAUAAUUUUUUUUUAACAUAAAAUUUUUAUAGAUAUGGAAAGCUUCUAAUGUUCACUCUUAAUUCAUCUAUAUGCAUUCAAAAAGUGUGGCUGAGUUGAUUUGACUAAUUUUCUCACACUUUCUCAUACUCUUCUUCCUCUAUACUUUCUAUUCCUGUUUCCAGUCACCUGCAUAUAGAAAGCCAAGCUGGCUGCACACAUCCCCAGCAGUGGCAACAACACCAUGUCAUACUUAACCAACAUGUUCUGCAAUCUAAAUGGAGAAAUUUGAACAUUAUCGAGCAGUUCAUCUGAGCACAGCUUAAAAUGACUUAACUAAAAUGCAGUAAAUCAAUUUAAGAGCAACUUGCUUUUAAUUCGCUUUCUUGUCUGUGAUUACAAGAAAAAAUAUCAAUCAUCAACAGAAACCAAUAAAUUUGAGAAAGAAAUCUAUUUUGUCAUAUUUAUCACCCUCUGUUUUGAUCAUACCAAACGCAAUAUCCUCAAUGACAAAUCAUAAGCAGAAUAUUCGCCACAAGCAUUUACCUGUUGGUUUAAAGGUUAGAGGUGGGACUUCCCCUGCAAACAAUAAUAUUUGUCAUGUUUGAUUCAUAUACAACAACCUGCAAUUAAUUUUUAAAGAGAAUUCAAUUGUUGCACUCAGUUGAAACAUCUCUUCAAUGUAUGUUUUGAAAUUAAUUUGAAGAGACACAGUUCUAACAGAUCAAUUAAUACAAAAUUGCAGUUCUGUUGUUUAUGUUACAGGCGUGCCAAAAUUUAUAGCUUGCCAGUGAUGAUAGGUCUCAAAUUUAUUUUGUUUAAGUGUUUUAAACAGGCAGUGACUAAUUAAGGGUUGGAGUUCCGUUGCAUAUUAAUGACUAAAACUGCAAUACCUCUUUUUGGCAUAAAUAGGAUUCAAUUAUAUUAUCUAAACCAAUGACAAUGACCAUAACUUGCCCCUUGAUUUAUAUAAUAAAAUCAUUUAAUUUUUGUUUUAGAAAUGGGCCUUUUUCUUAGAGAAGUUGAGAGUGACAGUUCACAUGUUUCUGUAACAAGGAGUUGAGGCUUGCAAUUUGUUACUUCCUGCCUCUCAGUGAUCCAUGGGUCAGUGCAAAAAGGAAUACAGAAUAAAAUUUAAAGGGGAACCAUUCUAGAAGAGCUUGGUUCCAAUAUGUGAAGCUUAAAUUGAUUUGUACAUUAGAGUUCAAGCUAACAGGCCUCCAAAGGGAUAUUGCAACUUUAGCAUGACUUUUAACAGGUAUGAAGUUUAAUGCUGGAUUUUUUUCUGUGAUGAUUCAAAGCUACAGGUGCCUUACAUUGGAAGGUGAUGCACUUUUUUCCGAUUUCCCCAUGAACUCUGACUGCCACUAUUAUAGAUUCACUGAUUAAAGGCAAAGUAGUUUUAUAGAACACACGUGACAGCCACAAAAAUAUUUUCCUUUUGAUAAUGGAAUGAAAAUGGUAUGUUACACAAAUAUAUUUAAUAUCUUGCCUAAUUUACUGACUUUGUACAAAAAAGUAUCUAGUUUCAUUAGCUUAUUGUUUCAGUGUUGAAGAUGAUGGCAUAUCCUAAACUUCAACAAAAACUUUGUACAAAUUUUGCCUGCAAUAUAUAGCAUAAAGCAUUAUAAUUUGGGGUUUUUUGCACUUAAUUUAAAUGUUUUUUGUUGUCCAAGAUUGUUUUUCUGUGUGUGACACUGAUAGAAAGUGGAGAAACAUAGAAUACUUGUUGUGUUUGUGUGUGCUAGCACCUUGAAUGGUAAGAUUAAUAGAUCAGUUGUAAAGGACAGAAUGAAAAAUGUAAGAAUCUUGUUUACCUAGGCCUGACCAGAUUGCUAUUGAGAACUGAAUAGUGGUUACAACAUAUGGUAACACAUUGUUUUUGGAAAAUAUGAACAGGUAUACAAUAAAUCUUUGAAUAACUUUUUCAAAUUAGAAUCAGAAUUUAAAUCUGUAAAUAAGAUCACUUGAAAUUCACAGCUAACUUCAUGUGGUUUCCCUUUCUCCUACCUUUAUAUUCCUCAGUUCCUUCCCAACAUGUAAGUGCCAUUGUUGCUCCACUCUUGUGCAUAACUACCUUACAUAGCUGAUCAAUUCAGUUCAAUAUUUACUUCCACUAUAGCGCUUGCUUAUUUCUUUGCAUGUGUUAUUCAGUUGUAAAGCUAUAAUUCUCCGUAUUCAUGGUUUUAGUGUGUCACUGUUAUCAAUAAACAAUGGAGUCGUGAGCCAUUUGUGUUCUUUGCAUCUGUCUGAAAGUAUGCGUCAGAGAGUUAGAGGUAGAGAUCUUUCUGAUUGAAAGGUUGGAAAUCUUUGGUAAAUGCAGUAAUAUUCUGCCCUAGAAAUGUAGACUUAGUGGAAAUAAUGAAUAUUGACAGAAAACCAAGAGAUGAAGAGGGUGUCAGUGCUGUCAGCACCAGAAAGAGCAUGCAGGUAUUAUUUUGAUUUGCUUGAUUUAAAGAAGUAAAGGUAGAAAGUGAAUUUAAACAAUAGUUCAUUAUCUCAAGCUAUACUGCUUCACUAUGUGCAAUAGUUUGAAAUAAAGAAUGUAUAAUAGGAGAAAUCUAUUAAAUUACAAAGAGGAAGCUUCAACAAAUGAAGGUGCCACAGUAGCAGAGCAGUUAGUAUGAUGCUAUUACAGAUCAGGGCGUCAGAGUUCAAUUCCAGCACCAUCUGUAAGGAGUUUUAUGGUCUCAUGUUUGUGUGGAUUUCAUCCAGGUGCUCCAGUUUCCUCCCAUAGUCCAAAGAAGUACCGGUUAGUAGUUACUGUAAACUGCCCUGUAAUUAGACUAGGGUUAAGUAGGUGGUGCGGCUUGCUGCGGUGGAAGAUCUGUUCCACACUGUAUCUAUAGAUUCAUUGUGAUAAAUAUGUGGACAGACUGCUUCUGUUGCUGUUUGUUGAAGGAUAAAUAUUUAUGAACAAACAACACAGAAGAAAUCAGCUACUCGCCUUCAUAUAACGCCAUGGGAUAUUUUAUCUGAGGGGGAAGGUUGGGCCUUGAUUUAACACGUCAAGUAGUGUUCUGGAUUAUGUUCUCAAAUCUGUUGUUGAUCAUCAGAUUUUCAGUAGAUUUUGCCUGCAUCUAACUUUUUCUUCCUUCCUCUCACUUCUCCUGAAGACAGUGGCCCCUCUCGGUUUAGUUCAGUUACAGAUGCUAUCUGUCGUUCAUCUUUCACAUGUAAGAGCUGAAAAAGCAAGUUAUAUUACAAUAAAAGUAUUAGAACUGAGCAAAGAGUAAAACACAACCAAAUGGAAAGCUGAAGUGGAGCAGACAGCCUCUGUGAACAGAGGGACAGUUGAUGUGAUUGACCAAUGAUAUUUUCUAUUUCCAUGUUGGCGCAUGGCCAGGUGGUUAAGGCAUUCAUCUAGUGAUUUGAAGGUUGCUAAUUCGAGCCCUGGCUGAGGCAGUGUGUGUGUCCUUGAGCAAGGCAUUUAACCACGCAUGGCUCUGCGACGACACCAGUGCCAAGCUGUAUGGGUCCUAAUGCCCUUCCCUUGGACAGCAUUGGUUGCGUGGAGGGGAGAGACUUACAGUAUGGGCAACUGCUGGUCUUCCUUGCCCAGGCCUGCGCCCUGGAAACCUUCCAAGGCGCAAGUCCAUGGUCUCAUGAGACUAACAGAUGCCUAUAAAUUUUCUAUUCCCAGCAUUUUCUGCAUUAAUGUUCUGCUUCCAGUAUAAAUCUAUUCUAAUUUUGUGUUCAGUUCCCCAUUUGGCAUACACAGAUUAGAAUCAGAAUCAGGUUUAAUGUGACUACCAUCAGCAGUGGAAAGGGUGAGCAGUUUCAAGUUCCUGAAAUUAAUUCUAACACCUCCAUUGCUCCCACUUCCAUUCACCAGUGUAAAGUCAAUACAAUCCAAGCCUUUUGACCAAAAAUUUAACCUAGUCAGUUCAGAACCUAUUAACACAGCUGCAGAACUGUAACAUUUUACAAAUUAUUGAUUGUUUUCACAUCAAGGCUUACAUCUCUGGUGUACCACAUGUGGGCUAUGGGACACAUCCAGCUCAUAGGAUAUAUCCAUCUGGCCUUUCUGCACUCUAGCUGCCUCACAAUCCCAUGAGGUCAGCUUUAGUCUCAUAACACAACUUGUGCUCAAUGUGCCAGCUGCCCCACCACAUUACAUGACCUAAGCCAUGAGAUUUUCUCCCCUGUGCAACUUGCUGCUGUCUAUUAGGUCCUAAUGCUCAUGGAGUUAACUUCCUAAUCUCAAUUGGUUGAAGAAUGGGUUUUGUAUAAGAUGCUAUCAGAAGUAGACUGCACUACUGUGAAACAAUGAUGCACAACAUAACACCUGUCUCAGGAUCUCCCAGGGUCUGAUUUUUGAUUGGACCAUUCAAAUAAUCUUUACACUUCACCUAUGCAUAAUAGAUUUCAAGUCCUUCUAAAGUGAUUUUUAGUAAUGUUGAUGUCAUUUGUAAGAUGGAAAGGAACUUUGGAAUGUGACAGGUGGAACAGCAAUGCAUUAGUGAGGGAAACAGUGCAUUUGUGUCUUUAAGCGUGACUCAAGGUAUCAGAAUUUAGUUGUGUCUGAUUAAAUUAAACAGUUUUUUUUUGUGAGGAUCUUUGGAAGAGGCUUAGAAUGCAAAUCAGGCUCCCUCCUAUAAAAAGGCUGUGCACUACUGAUGUACGUGGUUAAUUUUUCUUUAACAUAACUGCACUCUUCAUACGUGUUCAUUUUUUCUGAUUAAUGUGUUACCACAUGAAUAGGGCAAGUAUCCCAUGUAAUAAAGAUGACAGCGUUUAACUCUGUACUGCUGCUGUCAUCUUUUGACAGGAUGUGCUUCACAGUUUGGUAUUGUUGCAAACUUUAAUAAGGUAUAAGGAACUGAGUGUCAAUUCUUAGAGUUUUUUAAACUACGUUUCUGUUCUUAAUCUUCAAGGUAUCAAAUUGUUUUCUAUCUGGAUUUCCAUUACAGUAUUUGCAUCGCCUUCUUGGUUUCUAUCUGUUUUCAGAAAUAUUUUAACUUAGUUACAAAGAAAAAUCAAGGCACCAGCAUUUGUUGAUUUGUAAGCAGUUUCGGCAUCUUUCUUACUUAGGCUCAGUAGAUAAUGGUCCCAGUUUUAACCUCAUGAUGACAUAAUGAUUGAAUAUCAACAUAUGACACUGUUAUCUGUGGAAACAUUUGAUUUCAUUUCCAACAUGAGUUCACAACUUUUUUGCAUUUACAGAGAAAAUGGUUCAAAAAAUCAUAUGGCUUUGGGAAAAAUACUUUGAUACAAAUUUGUAUGGUCAUGGGUGUUUACCAUCCUUCAUUUGUUCAUGCAGAACAAUAAUUUACAUGCAGCUUUUUAGCAGCUUAACAUCUCAGUUGACAUACAUAUACCCACAACUUUGCUUGUCGUUGCCAAAAAUCAAGGUUAAAAUGCUGUCCAUUAUCUGAAUGUAUUGCUUUUUAUAGGAGCUAAGAAAGAUGCUUUGUUUCAAUUAACUUGUUUGUAUUUGUUAAUUAGGAAAGAACAAAAUAUAUGGAUAUUCCCUUUACCAAGAGCAUAAUGUACCAAUAUUUCAGAUUUUUAUUGCCUAGCUAAACCUGACAUUUUAUAAUUAAUAUCAUUUUUAUACAGAGCGGUAAUUAAAAGUAACCAAGCUAAUGUCAGGAUGAAAAUUGCUCAAAGUAUUUUGAUAAAUUAAAAAUUGACUCUCAUCUAGAAUGAAAACAAGUAACUGAUAAUGAAAUGGAAAUGGCUCUCAAGGGAAUAUUAGAUAAAAGUUCUUUCUCUCAUCGCUUUUUGUUGUUUUGGGUUAAUUUUUAAAACAAUCAGAAAUUAUGUUCCCUAUACUUUUUGUAAAGAAAUUAACUUUGUUGAUUCUGGUUCUUAAUAAAUACAUAUUGUACAGUUUCAAGGUAGACUGCUUCACUAUGUAUACUGGGUUCUUAAGAAAAAUAAUGCAGUUUUGUUCCUGUUGUAAACAGUUGCAUAAUUGUAACAUUCCUUUGUUCUGUGACCAAAUGCUUCCCAUGUUGCUCACAUGAUCAGGCAUAUAAAG
Messenger RNA from Mobula hypostoma (lesser devil ray), 8512 nucleotides. It is a transcript of the gene neurl1b, whose product is annotated as neuralized E3 ubiquitin protein ligase 1B. The transcript has 5 exons. Lineage: Eukaryota; Metazoa; Chordata; Chondrichthyes; Myliobatiformes; Myliobatidae. Gene Ontology annotation, molecular function: ubiquitin protein ligase activity. Gene Ontology annotation, biological process: ubiquitin-dependent endocytosis. The record is from RefSeq and is a predicted model, not a curated record. The coding region runs from base 838 to 2508 and encodes 556 amino acids. Gene Ontology annotation, cellular component: early endosome.